Messenger RNA from Ceutorhynchus assimilis (cabbage seed weevil), 1522 nucleotides. The record is from the annotation of a GenBank genome assembly. NCBI's taxonomy places the organism in Eukaryota, Metazoa, Arthropoda, Insecta, Coleoptera, Curculionidae.
UGAAUUCUAAAAAGAAUUCGUACCCUGUAAAAGCUACAUAUAUAUUUUCAACUAUGACUAAACAUUACCAUUAUCCGAUCAGAAUUGAGGAUAUGCUCAUCAAAAAUCGCAAAGUGCAAUACGUUAUUGGUGCGGUGCUCAUAGCUUGCAUAAUUUUCAAGAUAUUUCCCCUCUAUAGGGCUGCUCCACCACAACGAACCUACGCAGAUUUCGAACAGAGUCUAUGCAAAAACGACAUCCAGACUCGAAAUCUCUGGAACAGAAAACAGUGCCCAGACCAAGGAAUUAUUACUGUAAUGGAAGGAGGUAGACUAGGUAACCAAAUGUGGGCAUAUGUCACAGUUUGGGCCUACGCCCGAACUGGGAAACUGAAGCCCUAUUUACCAAAAUGUGUAAAAGAUCAAAUGGCCCUGAUGUUCGACCAAUUAACAAUACCGGAUUUCGAAGGUAUCUCACAUUGUCCUGUGAAGUUUGAGGAGCAGUACGUAAAUAAGUCUAAUUUAUAUUGGAGUUUUACCAAUAAGAGCAUAAUAAUUAUACCAAAGUUUUAUCGUAAUCCUACGUUGCUUUUACGGUGGCUUGACGAUAUACUGCCAGAGUUCAGAUUCAAUAAGAAGCUUACAGAGAAUGCUCAGAAGAUAUUGACGGGCUUCGUUAGAAAUUUACCAGCAAAAUCUUAUACUUUCAUUGCUGUUCAUGUACGUAGGACUGAUUAUAUAGGAUAUAUAGCAAGAAUCUACGGUGAUUCAGCGGCAUCUCGCCAGUUUUACGUCAAAGCAAUGAAAUACUAUGAAAACAAAUUCCCUAAUUGUCUUUUCAUAUUCAUCAGCGACGAUCCCACUUGGUGUUAUCAGGAAUUUGGCAAUCGGGAAAAUGUCUACGUGACUUCAUAUGGAACGGAGAAGCUGAACUCUCCGGCCGAAGAUAUGGCUGUCAUGGCAGCUUGCAACCAUACAAUUAUUGAUUAUGGAACGUUCGGUGAAUGGGGAUCAAUAUUGGCUGGUGGCGAAACGGUUUAUUGCAAUUUGAAAGUAAACGAUUACAAGGGACUGGCAAAAUGGAAAAAUUGGACUAAGAUGGAUAAUUAACUCCAAGCGAGGGUGAUCGUGAAUAAUCCAUGUUACUAUUUUUUUUUAUUUUCUAGAGUACUUGAUAGAAUACAUUAUCAAACUUCGCAAUGUCGUGUGGGUGCAAGAGCUGUAAACAACUAACUGAAUUGAUUAUCUAUUUCCGAAAACCUAGGGCACUUUAGUAAGGACACCACUAUCAGUGCCACUGCUAUUGUUUUGUAUCUAUGUAUCUCUGCGAAAAACAACAUAAUAAUAAUAAUAAUAAUUAUAAUAAUAAUGAUAAAGUGUCUAUUUACAAAUGUAAGAAGAUUACAUUUGCCCAAAGGACGAAGAUUAGCUAGAGCUACUCUUAACCCUAUAUUACACAAGAAAUACUUAUAAAUACCUAAUACAAAUUAUAGAUUAUAAGAAAUUCAGACAUGACAUUAUGAAUAAAACUUACACAAGUAAUU